CAAUAAGCCGCCAUAUUAGGAAGCCAAACCCCUCUUUCAUUCGGUUAAGAAAAGACAGGACACACUUAGAGGAUAGUUUUAGGAAGUGCCGGCUGUUGUCGAGCGAUUGAAUUAAAAUUGUUACACCUGCACGAGCCAUAUCUCGGUUUUGUUUGGGCACUGCCUUUCAGACGGGUUACUUAGAUUCUUUUCUACAAUGGCGACCGCGGCUGCAACUCCGACCAGCCAGAGAAGCACGUGCGGCAGCGGUACUCCGCUGAGCCCGACCCGGAUCACCCGACUGCAGGAGAAGCAGCAGCUCAGGGACCUCAACGACCGCUUGGCCACUUACAUCGACAAAGUCCGUAGCCUGGAGUCUGAGAACGACGUACUUCGUCUGCAAAUUAACGAGAAGGAAGAAGUGAGGAGUCGGGAGAUAACCGGACUGAAAGCCCUGUAUGAGACCGAGCUCGCCGACGCCAGGAGGAGUUUGGAUGACUCCUCCAAGGAGCGGGCCUGGCUGCAGAUUGAGCUGGGAAAGAUCAAAUCCGAGCAUGAGCAGCUGCUACAGAACUACAGCAAGAAGGACUCUGAGGCAGCAGGAGCCCAGGCCAGGCUGAAGGACUUGGAGGCUCAGCUGAACUCUAAAGAGGCCAUGCUAGCUACAGCGCUGUCUGAGAAGAGGAGCCUGGAGGACACGCUGGCCGACCUGCGAGAACAGCUGCAGGAGUUGGAUACAAGUCUCACUCAGGCCAAGAAGCACCUGGCAGACGAGAUGCUCCUGCGCGUCGACUUGGAAAACCGCUGCCAGAGUCUGACCGAGGACAUGGACUUCCGUAAGAGCAUGCACAAGGAGGAAGUGGAGGAGGCCCGGCAGCGCUAUGAGAGCCGCCUGGUGGAGGUGGACUCUGGGCGCAAGGAGGAGUACGAGUAUAAACUGACUCAGGCCCUGGCUGACAUGAGGGCUCAGAACGAGGAGCAAAUCAUGAUCUACAAGGACAACAUGGAGAGCACCUACAUAACCAAACUGGAGGACCUGCGUCGCUUUUCUGAGAUGAACGGAGCAUCAGCCAACAUGGCCCGAGAGGAACUGAGGGAGUCGUCCCUGAGGAUCGAGAGCCUCACCGCCCAGCUGGCAGGACUGCAGAAGGAGACUCGUGGUUGGCGGGAUCGUAUAAUGGAGCUGGAGCAGGCGUUGGCUCAGGAGAAAGACACGAGCCGCAAGCUGCUGGCGGAAAAAGACCGCGAGGUGGCCGAGAUCCAGGCCAAGAUGCAGGAACAGCUGAACGAGUACGAACAGCUGCUGGAUGUGAAACUGGCUCUGGACAUGGAGAUCAAUGCCUACCGCAAACUCCUGGAGGGAGAAGAGGAGAGACUGAAGCUGUCUCCCAGCCCCGUGUCUCGCGUCACGGUGUCUCGAGCCUCGUCCAGCAGCCGCAGCGUUCGGACCACUCAGGGAAAGAGGAAGCGCGUGGAUGUGGAGGAACAGGAAGCCAGCAGCUCGGUUUCCAUCGCCCACUCCGCCUCAGCAACAGGACCCAUCUGCAUCGACGAGAUCGACACCGACGGCAAGUUCAUCUGCGUCCACAACAGUGGUGAACAGGACCAGGCCAUGGUGGGUUAUGAGAUGAUUAAGACUAUUGGAAAUGCUACAGCCACCUAUAAGUUCACUCCCAAAUACGUCCUCAAGGCCGGCCAGAAAGUCAUGGUUUGGGUGUCUGAUGCCGGUGUGAGCUCCAAACCUCCCACAGACCUGGUGUGGAAGAACCAGUCCUCCUGGGGGUCAGGAGAGGAUGUCCAUGUGGUACUGAUCAACCCUCAGGGAGAGGAGGUGGCAAAGAGAACCACGACAUACAAGACAGGAGUAGAAGAAGAGCAGGGUGAAGAAGAAGAUGAUGAUAACGGAGUGGAGGCCAUCGAGGAAGACCUCUUCCACCAGCAGGGAGACCCUCGCACUGCCAAAAGAGGCUGCUCCAUCAUGUGAUCCCACUGCACCAACCAGCCACCUCCUUCUCUGAGCCCAGCCAGUCUGCUGCCAACUGUAAUACUAGAACUAUUUUUCUAUCUUUUUGUAGUGUAUUUCAAUAAAAUGUAUGGAUUUUAUUUGAUGUUUUCAUAAGAAUGCAAAACAGCUUUUUGGUAGAUUUAUUUUCAUCUGAAAACCAAAAUAUGGUCAUUGAGCAACAUUUUUACUUCAGAAGCUUUUUUUCUUUUUUUAAACCAUGUAACAGUAGCUUAACUCAAAGACGGGCUGUGUCUUUAAGAAAACAAUGAGUGGUGUUAUGUAAUUUUUAAAAAAAUAGACUUUAAUUUUGUUAUUUUAUUUUAUAUUUGAUCUUAUUAUAAUUAUUAUUGAUGCUAUAUUUUAGGCCUUUAAAUGACAAGGAAAGCUACAAGAUGUCAGUGAUUAGUUUAGGUCAUGGGCUGGUUUUUAACUUUUCUAAAGAUCUACUGUAUGAUUAAGAAAUUGUGGAAAAAAAUGAACACUAAAAGCUCAUCAGUAAAAUGAGUUGAUGUGAUGAAUGACUUCCUCCUAUUAGUCUGGACCUUGAGUGAAAGAAAGUCUGAAGAAUUCAAUAUGGAAUCAUCUGUUCUAGGGGUGUAAUGGUACAAAAGAUUCACGGUUCGGAAUGUACCUCAGUACAGCAGAAAACAAUUAUUAUUAUUGUUGUUAUUAUUAAUGAAACAGUUUAGUUGUGCUGCAGUGGAAACUAUUACUGAAACAGAUGAGUUGCCACAGUGGAAAACAACCUUUGUUGCAGAGUGACAGGAAACCUGCUGAUAGCUAUUUUAUGCUAUUUAGCAGCUCCACCUCCAUCAGCUACAACAGUAACAUGCUGCUCUAACACUGAUGCUUCACUAUUAAUAAUCUAAUGAUGUCAUAUAUAAUAAUAUAUCAGUCAGAGAGACCAAACCACUACUUUUACUGCAAUACUUUUUAAGUACAUUUUUCUCUCAGAACUAGUUCUUACGACGACGACCAUGUCAGAAAUCAAAUGUUUUUAUUAUUGUUCUGAACAGCUUCACUCAAAGGUGGAGUGAAAAGGUGACUGUCACAGAGAGGGGAGGGGGUAUCAUUGCACUACAGAGAUAACAGGGCGUAUCUUAAUACUAGUGUUGCAGUCAGUCAGUGUUAUGGGUCUCUGACUCUACGGGAUAACCAGAUUAACCAGGCUACCUUAGCUAAACUGGCUAAUAUACACCAAUAAGUAUGCUACAGCUAAGUGAUGUGCUGCCAAAAUGUUUCAGGUGGAACUGGUGCUCUACAGUUAUUGUUCCACACAUCAGUGGAUUAUUAAACUAUUGUGACAGUAAUUGUUUGAGUCACAGAGCAUAUUCUUCAUGCGACUGCAUGCACCGGACCGUAACGUCUAUGCCGUGACGGUUCAGCACGAAUACAUGUACUGUUACACCCCUAAUCUGUUCAGUGUUAUCCUUGUGAUAUCUUCAGAAAAAACUUCACAAUCAUGAUGUAUUUAUAAGGAAGUCAGAGGACAGUUGAGUUACUUUAAAGGUGCAAUGUGUAAGAAUUGGCCACGUGAUCCAAACAAAUAAGCAGCAGCAUACCAUUAUCACUCACUGAAUGUAACGUAAAGCUUACUGUUAACAGUAAAUCUGUGUAUCGUCAUUGAGAUAUCAAAAUGUUACAGAGAUAUUAGAGCCAGAGGUAAAUUGCCAAAGAGCUGUACAGAUCAGAAAGCGGUUGCACCAUGGAGACAAGUCAAAACAUAACACUAAGUAACAACUAAAUAGUUACACACAUCCCUAAGGUAGGGGUAAAAUGUCACAGAACUCACUAAUUGUAAAACAGCAGUUUUGUGCCACACAGCAUCAUAUUUUCAGUAAUUGUAUGCCAUUUUACAACAUAGUAAUCCAUUUGAAACCUAAUUUGUUGAUAAAUUUCAAUAUCAAUCCAGCUUACUACAAUGUGCCACAAUGCCAAAUGGCUCAUGCCAGUUUACACAUAGCUGGUACAACCCAGUGCAAACUACCAGCUGAUGUCUCACUCAGCCAGCAUCUGCAGCAGAAAAUGGCUGCUGCGACAUCAUCAGUGCAACUUUCCAAAUAGGCGUUACUGACCAUAUAUUGGAACUCUAAAUAGUAAAUAAUAAAGUGACGUAUUGACAGCACUAGAGUGAAAGGUACAGCAGCUUUCAGCCUGGCUCAUCUCCACCAGUGCUGCUCAGGGCAGCACCACUUCUUCUCCCUCUCAUGUUGACUGAGGGAAGACUGGACGCUACAGUCUCUCAGACACAAAGUGGUACUAUGAAACAGUAUGGGCCAGAUGGGAGGGGUUAGCUGAUUAGCAUGCUACUUCAGUAGAUAUCUAUUCAAAACAAUACAUAGAUAUCUUUGACAUAACGUCAAAACUGUUUCUUCACAUUCUGUUGAUAUUUUUAGUUCAUUUUUGAAUGUUUUAAACAGAAAUUAUGGUGAAAUCUCACACAUUGCACCUAUUUAAAGCCCCUAUGUGUAGGAUUAGAAACUGUGGCUUUUUGGUAGUAUCAAAAUAGACUGAAAGACACCACCCCCACAGAUCUGACCCGACCUACAAAAAAGGACUAAAAGUAAAAGCAUACAUCAGAGUAAAACUUGUGUCAUCAAAAUAAUUUGAUAUGAUGCUAUAAUCAAAUUUUAUACAUGGGGGGACUUUAAUGUGAUGUCAUGCAGCAAACAUGACUUUCUCGUCACUGACUUUGAAUAAGUAUUGCACCACUACUUAUGAAGUGUUGAUUGUAUUCUUAACUUUUGAUAUUUGAAGUGUUUGAAGUAUACUUUGUGUUUGUGUGUUACUAUGCAUGCUAUGGCUGUAACCUUCAUAGUUGAAUGAAUAAAUGUUCUUUUCUUGUA
This is a messenger RNA of Thunnus maccoyii (southern bluefin tuna), 4830 nucleotides long. It is a transcript of the gene lmnb1, whose product is annotated as lamin B1. Bases 197 to 1963 code for a protein of 588 amino acids. The transcript has 11 exons. NCBI's taxonomy places the organism in Eukaryota, Metazoa, Chordata, Actinopteri, Scombriformes, Scombridae. The record is from RefSeq and is a predicted model, not a curated record.